Molecule: messenger RNA, 501 nt
Organism: Papaver somniferum (opium poppy)
Lineage: Eukaryota; Viridiplantae; Streptophyta; Magnoliopsida; Ranunculales; Papaveraceae
Exons: 2
Coding region: 32-241 (69 amino acids)
Source: RefSeq, a predicted model, not a curated record
UUUUGAAAGUGCCUGCUACAACAAAAACACCAUGAAAGCUUCUGAGAUUCAGAUCACAUUAAGAGAGUGCGAAACCGAGGGGGAAAAUUCGCAGCAGAAGAAAACGAAACCCCAAUUUAGACCAGCUAAAGAUGAUACAAAACCAGUCCUCCGAGAUCCUAUACUGCGAUCUGACCCAAUUGAGACUGAAGAAGCUGUACUACGACUCCCCCCUUUUCCUUUUGUAGGAUUAAAGCCCUAAAUGAGUAAGCCUACUUCUCAUGUAUUGUCAUUGUACCUGGGCAUGGAAAUGUAUGUAAGACAAUGAAUUUUCGUUGAUUUUGUAGCAUUUUUUAUGAUCCAAUUUUAUCCGUUUGGAUUAUGUGCUAGUGGUGUAUGGUUCAUUUGUGUAAACCUCGGAUUAAAUGUUAGUAUUCCUUGGAAUUUACAUCUAUGCUACUAGUAAUAUGUAAAGAUUAAGUUUGAUGGUAGCCCCUAAUUUUUAGGUUCUGCUGUUUCAAU